Molecule: messenger RNA, 1273 nt
Organism: Tigriopus californicus
Lineage: Eukaryota; Metazoa; Arthropoda; Copepoda; Harpacticoida; Harpacticidae
Product: 3-oxo-5-alpha-steroid 4-dehydrogenase 2-like
Exons: 6
Coding region: 286-1119 (277 amino acids)
Biological process (GO): steroid biosynthetic process
Cellular component (GO): membrane
Molecular function (GO): 3-oxo-5-alpha-steroid 4-dehydrogenase activity
Source: RefSeq, a predicted model, not a curated record
GCCCUUCCUCUCCGAUGGUUCACGUUAGAGGUCUAGUCACGCCGCCCGUGUCUCCUCAGGUCUCCCUCCCUCGCCUCGUGCCCAUCUUGAGCCGCAGGCCUUCACUCUUGCCGUCCAGCCGGUCCAAGGCUGGCCUGUCAAAAGCCAGCUGGGCCCUUUGGCUCUGGGCUCUACAUCAGAUCAUAGGGGACUAACAUGCACGGACGGACGGACUAGAACCUCCGCCCCUACUGACUGAAAGUUGACUUCAUUAUUGAUCGGACCAACCAUUAUAGACUCUCCAAGAUGGCAGAUUUGCAUUCACGAAUGAUUUUGUUGUUCUUUGGUGAUGGGUAUUCCAAUGAAGAAAUUACCUUCUCUUUGGUACGGAUCGGCACGAUAUUUAUGGUGUUGCAAUUCCUGAUAUCGUUGUUCAGACCGGUGCCGUAUGGUCGAUACACGGAAGAAUCCCCGCGAUUCUUAACAUUGUUUAAUAUCAACAAUCGGUUGGCAUGGAUUGUCCAGGAAUGUCCGGCUUUCUUCAUUCCCUUAGUGUUUGCGGUGCAAGCUCGGAAGGAGCUUUGUCUUCCUCAAUGGAUUCUCCUGUCUGCCUUCAUGUUGCACUACUUUCAAAGGAGCUUUAUCUAUCCACUUUUGAUGCGAAGCAACAACGCCUCGCCAUUUUUGUCCACCUUAGCAGCCGUGUUUUUUUGUUCGCACAAUGGCAUCCUCCAAUCCCACACCAUUAUAUACACGGUCAACUAUUGUGAGACAGAACUGAUGUCUUCUUGGUUUAUCGGGGGGUUGGCACUGUUUGCAUUUGGUUUCGUCGUCAAUAUCGAUGCAGAUCAUCGGCUUCGACUUUUGCGUUCGUCAAAAGAGAGCGCUAAGGGUGGAAAAAGCGGCUACAAGAUUCCACAUGGUGGACUCUUCCGAUUUGUGUCGGCGGCGAAUUACUUUGGAGAAAUAUGCGAAUGGGCGGGUUAUGCAAUAGCCGCCAGAAACAUUGCCGCUCUCUAUUUUGCCGCAUUUUCUUUGGUCUUCCUUGGAAUGAGAGGUCUCCAUCAUCAUAGAUUUUACCAAACUAAAUUUAAGGAAUACCCGCGGAAUAGAAAAGCCGUGAUUCCGUUCAUCCUGUGAUGUAGGCAUCAUAGCCAACAAAAGUAUGUUCUUUCGAACGCGGCGCUAUUCGUACUCUCAUGAAUGAAUCAAACUCGAAACAGGAGAUCUUAGUGAUUAAAAACACGAUUAUUUUGACCAUAUGUGAUGAAAUACAAUGUGAAUCAGAUUGAAA